AUGACGAUAUUUGGGGGAUGGGCCCUUAUCACUGACCCAGGAAUGCAACUCAAGUUUGGGGUGGAAGGAGAGGAGUGUGGUGCUAGCGAGCUGGAUUCUCUGAGGAAAUACGCAAGAUUCUUAUGCACAACGGCGGCCGCGGAAAAGUGCCUCUCCUCUCCCUGCCUCAACGGCGCCACGUGCAUGGAGAACUUGGGCGAAUACGCGUGCCUCUGUCCCAGGACGCCUCGCUGGUUCAUGGGAACACACUGCGAAGACCUAUACGACCCAUGUUUAGACGGCCCAUGUACCAACUGCACCUCCGUACUCGGGACAGGCAACUACACGUGUCACUGUCCGGCAGGCUACACGGGUCAAAACUGCACGGAAGAUAUCGAUGAGUGCUUGGAAAACCCUUGUGUGGGGCAUAAAAGUUUCUGUGUCAAUACAGUUAACGGAUAUACGUGUCAUUGUCCCAUCGGGUUAGGUGGAACGGACUGCCAAGACAACGUCACUACUUGUUUGGACCGAGAAUGCCAAAAUGAAGGCAUGUGCGUGGACGUACCGGAUAUCGGACGGAGAUGCCAUUGUCCUCUGGGAUUCGAAGGGGAAAAUUGUGAAGAGGAUAUCAACGAUUGCGCUUCGGAGCCUUGCAAGAACGGAGCAAUUUGUAAAGAUCUGGUGAAUGGGUACAAGUGCUUCUGUGUACCCGGGUUUCAGGGAUAUCACUGCGAUUUGGAUAUAAAUGAAUGCGCGUCCAAACCGUGUCAGAACAACGGGACGUGUUUGGAUCUAGUGGAUCGUUAUAUGUGUGACUGCGCACCGGGGUUCAAAGGACUGAACUGUGAGGUGGACAUAGAUGAGUGUGAGAACGCCCCCUGUCAGAACGGUGCCACCUGCCUGGACCUCGUGGCCAUGUACCUGUGCCAGUGUGUGCCCGGCUUCCAGGGCACGGACUGUGAGGUCAACAUCGACGAGUGCAACAGCGCCCCCUGCCUCAACCAUGGUAGCUGCAUAGAUGGAGUAAACAGUUAUGAGUGCGACUGUGAUGGGACGGGCUUCGUGGGGGUGCACUGUGAGGAGGACAUACCUGAGUGUGCUUCAGACCCCUGCCAGAACGGAGCCACGUGUUUGGAGGGGGUCAACCAGUACCGCUGCCAAUGCUGGACAGGUUAUGAAGGAGAUAACUGUGAGGUGGACACUGACGAGUGUCAGUUAGCGCCCUGUGUAAACGGAGGAGAGUGUUUCCAGCGCUCAGAUGUCCUACAGUAUGGACAGCUCCCUGAACUCAGCACGGCCCCCUUCAGCUACGACCAGGCUGCGGGCUACAUCUGCCACUGCCAGCCAGGAUUCACUGGAGAGAAUUGCUCUAUAAAUGUGGAUGAAUGUGAGUCUGGGCCGUGUUUGAACGGUGGAAGCUGUGAGGACCGGGUCAACUCCUACCAGUGUGUCUGUCCAGGAGGAUUCACAGGAGUACACUGUGAGGUCGACAUAAACGAGUGUGACAGCGGCCCCUGCCACAACAACGCCACUUGCGAAGAUGGUAUCAACUCCUACAAAUGCUACUGCCCCCCUCCGUCCGCCCCGGGGCAGGAUCCUUGGGGCGGGCCGGAGUGUGACGUGCGAUUGAUCGGCUGCCAGUUUCACCUGUGCCAAAACAAUGCCUCCUGUUUGCCCACGUUAACCAACGAUGGAAUCCACACCUACAUCUGCCUCUGCCAACCUGGAUGGACCGGAAAACUGUGCAAUACCUCCACGACUUUCUCAUUCAACUCGGAAGGCUACGUCCAUAUGGGAACGCCGGAAUUCACCAACAAAACCAAACAAGCAGACAUCCGCAACGAGAUGCACUUACAAUUUCGUUUCAGGUCUACUUUGCCGGAUAUGGUGUUGUAUUUUCGAGGUACCGUUGAAAACUACUUGUACUUGGAAGUUGCCGGAGGAGUACUGCGAGCUAAAGUGAAAUCGGGCAAAGUUCUGCAGGCGUCCCACCCUGUACCAGUCAACGAUGGGGAGUGGAGAGAGGUUACGGUGACCAUGGAUGAAAAACUGGUCAUGACUUUAAAAGGACCGGGUUGUUUGGAAGGAUGCAAAGUCAAAAACGAAGGUUAUAAUCACUUAAUGUUCCUUCAGCUUGGUCUUUUUAAGCAAAUGUACAUCGGAGGAGCCCCGGCAGAGUUCCUAGCAAGAACUUCAAGCGGAAAGGGGUUCAUAGGGUGCAUGGAGGACCUGUAUGUAGACCAUAAGCCUUUACUGCCCCAGGACCUUCUGAGGGAGGAGGUUAGGAGUAUGACGCUGGGGUGCACCAAACAGGAGUGGUGUGAGGAGGACCCAUGCCAGGGGAGAGGGGAGUGUGUGGACCUAUGGGUGCGAGCCAGCUGCCAGUGCCGACGGCCCUACUAUGGAGAGACGUGUCAACAAGAAUACCCAUCUUGGACAUUUGGACAGGAAAAUUCUACUAGCUACGCCGCCUUUGCCAUCGCCGAGAGCCACGGAGAAAACUUCACAAUUUCAUUCCUCUUACGCUCACUAAAACACAACGGCCUAUUGCUCCAGCUCAGGCGAGAAGAAAAGCCGUACCUAACCAUUUAUCUCAAGGAAGGAACCGUGGCCAUAUACAGCCCCCACACCACCCUGCUCUCCGAAGCCAAGUUUGUUACCGACGGCAACAAUACAUUAGUAACAUUAAAGGUGCAAUACGGCCACGUGGUGUUUCCAAAAGCGGGGAACCAUCGCGCCUUAGGUAACGUUACGAUUGAAGCUGGCGAUGUAGCGUAUCUUGGAGGUUUGCCCCCUGAAAAGAAUAUGAAUGCCUGGGGAGGACAUUUUAAAGGAUGUCUUCAAGAUGUGAGGAUCGACGACAAACAUUUUACCACUGCAGAAGAUACAGAAAAUGAGGAGAAUUAUCUGGUUCUACUAAAGGAAAAUGUCCUGGAGGGAUGCCAUAGUGAUGACACAUGCAAGAAUGCACCCUGCCUCAACGGUGGACACUGUGAGGUCACCUGGAAUGACUUCAGGUGUAAGUGUCCCAGUAACUUCGCCGGUCGCGUCUGCCAAACCCGUCUGUGGUGCAUGGACAACCCGUGUUUCAAAGGAGGGCGCUGUGUAGACCUACAGGACGGAUACGAGUGUUUGACAGAAGCCAUCUUGCAGGACAACUCUCUUCAGUAUGCAUCUAAUGGUUCUUUGCUCAGCCCGGUCACCAGCAUCACCCUGGAUUUACGAACACGAGACGAGAACGGCAUCCUACUCCGCGCCGACGGCAAAACCCAAGUGUUCUGUUUGGGCCUGCUAAACUCCACUCUGUUAGUCAAAAUGGACAGCGGUACUGGAUCUGACCUUUUAGCCUUUACUAGCGAUCAAAUCAUUUCAGAUGGCGCAUGGCAUAACGUCCAACUUAGCAUGGCUGACCCCGAAAUGCCCGUGUCUCGCUGGCGCCUUACUGUGGACGGAAACCGAGCUGGCAGUAGCUUCGGAAAUGGUGGAAACCUCAACUUCCUGAAUGACACUAAAAUCUGGUUAGCUGAGAAGUACACCGGUUGCCUGGGAGAAGUUAGAGUAGGCGGAGUCUAUCUUCCUCUAAUAAAAGUAGCCGAGGUUCCUCAAGCUAGUCGGUUUAUGCGAUUAGGUGGGCACGAACCAGAUGUUGGAUGCAAAGGUGCUCCGAUCUGCGAUUCACAGCCUUGUUUGAACAACGGGGUGUGCCAAGAUCAAUUCAAUGAGUUCAAUUGUAGUUGUAGUCCGGGAUGGGAGGGCAUCCUGUGUGAAAAUGACAUAAAUGAGUGCGAAUAUAAACUCUGCAUCUAUGGAACAUGCACAGAUUUGAUGGCAGACUACAGGUGCGAUUGUGAGCCCGGAUACAUAGGGAAGAAUUGUGAUGAAGAAGUGGACAACUGCCUGGAGUUCAGUUGUGUGAAUGGAGGGACGUGUGUGGAGACAAUGGGGACACACACCUGCUCAUGUCCUCAAGGGUACAUUGGAAAACGCUGCCAGUGGCGCUAUCCUCCAGUCUCAUGUGACAUAAACACCCCCUGUGAAAAUGGCGGUGUGUGUGUUGGAGGGGACAUGGGAGGAAACUGCACCUGUAAACCUGGGUACACUGGCUCCAGGUGUGAGACAGAAAUAGACGAGUGUAUGUCGAGCCCCUGUCUGAACGGAGCCACCUGUCUGAACCGACUUAACCGCUUCCAGUGCAUCUGCGCCCCGGGCUUCAGCGGCAAGCUCUGUGACAGCACCCAAGAGGAGCAGAAGGAGCGAAUCCCGUGGCUGGCUGUUACCAUCCCUCUCACCACCCUGUGUGCUCUCCUGGCCAUAUUAGCUGUCUUCUUCCUGGUGAUGACAGCCCGAAAGAAGCGCCAAUCCGAGGGUACCUACAGCCCCAGCUCACAGGAAGUAGCCGGAGCCCGACUUGAGAUGGGCAGCGUGCUCAAGGUACCCCCUGAGGAGAGGCUAAUAUAACAUCAAC
Periophthalmus magnuspinnatus is the source of this 4444-nucleotide messenger RNA. Its product is annotated as protein crumbs homolog 1-like. The coding region runs from base 1 to 4437 and encodes 1478 amino acids. The record is from RefSeq and is a predicted model, not a curated record. NCBI's taxonomy places the organism in Eukaryota, Metazoa, Chordata, Actinopteri, Gobiiformes, Gobiidae. Gene Ontology annotation, molecular function: calcium ion binding. The transcript is spliced from 13 exons.